AUGAAGAAGAAAUACGAAGGCUCCACAAAAGUCAAACGUGCUCAACUUCAAGCUUUAAGAAGGGACUUUGAAACUCUACAAAUAAAGGAAGGUGAGUCAGUUACUAGCUAUUGUACAAGGGUCAUGACAAUUGCAAACAACAUGCGAGUUCAUGGAGAAAGUAUGGGAUACACCCUUAUCGUUGAAAAAAUUAUACGCUCACUCGCACCAAAACUUGACUAUGUGGUGUGCUUAAUUGAAGAAUCCAGUGACACUGAUGAACUCUCCCUUGAUGAGCAUCAAAGCUCAUUGCUGGUUCAUGAACAAAACAAAAAAAACAUAAGUUCAACAACGGAGGAGCAAGCAUUGAAGGCCUCUUCCAAUACUAAUACUCAUUCCUCAAAUUUUAGAGAAAGGGGAAGAGGUAGGGGUAGAGGAAGAGGAGAACAUGGAAACAGAGAUGUUGACAAGAAUCCAAGGGCAAAUAUUACAAGCAAAGGCAGAGGGACAAAUCCAAGCUAG
This is a messenger RNA of Lotus japonicus, 501 nucleotides long. RefSeq lists its product as uncharacterized. NCBI's taxonomy places the organism in Eukaryota, Viridiplantae, Streptophyta, Magnoliopsida, Fabales, Fabaceae. The record is from RefSeq and is a predicted model, not a curated record. The transcript has a single exon. Bases 1 to 501 code for a protein of 166 amino acids.